Hyla sarda is the source of this 6118-nucleotide messenger RNA. RefSeq names its product zinc finger and BTB domain containing 43 (gene ZBTB43). The transcript has 4 exons. Lineage: Eukaryota; Metazoa; Chordata; Amphibia; Anura; Hylidae. Gene Ontology annotation, molecular function: protein binding; RNA polymerase II cis-regulatory region sequence-specific DNA binding; DNA-binding transcription factor activity, RNA polymerase II-specific. The record is from RefSeq and is a predicted model, not a curated record. Bases 271 to 1677 code for a protein of 468 amino acids. Gene Ontology annotation, biological process: regulation of transcription by RNA polymerase II.
CGCUGGUUACACGGGGGACCGGAAGGGGCGGCGCUCGCUGCGGCAGAUGCGGAAGUGCUCUUGUUAGUCGGGGCCUGAGAGCGAUGUGAGCACUUCCGGCGGCUGGAGGUGUCCGCUCCCCGGGCUGUGAUUUGUGGAGGGUCCGCGGCCGGACAGAAAUUGCCAUUGCGGAGGUGGGUUUGGUUGGAAAAUGUGAAUUCACGCGGCCCUGGAGGACGUACGCAGCGGAUUCAUGUCAGCACAGUAGACUCAUCAAGCAUUUGUGAUGAAAUGGAGCCUGGAAUUAACCUUUUCCGUGUAGAAUUUCCAGAUUUUUCAAAUACCAUCCUUCAGAAGCUGAACCAGCAGCGCCAAUUGGGACAGUUAUGUGACAUUUCCAUUGUGGUACAAGGUCACCUCUUCCGAGCCCACAAAGCCGUCUUGGCAGCCAGCUCCCCGUACUUUUGCGACCAGGUUUUGCUUAAAAACAGCAGAAGAGUGGUCCUUCCCGACGUCAUGAAUCCGAGGGUCUUUGAGAACAUCCUGUUAUCCUCCUACACCGGAAGGCUGGCGUUACCCCCUCAUGAGAUUGUGAGUUAUCUGACGGCAGCAAGUUUCCUCCAGAUGUGGCAUGUCGUAGACAAGUGCACCGAGCUUCUGGAAGGUAACCCAACGCUUCUAUGUCAGAAGUCCAGUCUGAGCAAUGACCACCAGUCUCCCAGUAGCAGCAAUUACAAUGGCCUCGGCGAAAGCUUUGAGCUCGGAACAUGUGCCCAGUCAGAGUUCAGGAAGGGCGAGGAGAUACGAGGCGGCGAGAAUGAAGAAGACAGUCCGAAAGAUGACGAGCUGUCUUCUCAACUCACCGAACACGAGUACCUGCCCAGCAACUCCUCCACUGAGCACGACCAGCUGAGUACAGAGAUGACCAGCCAAGAUGGCGAAGAAGGUGCCAGCGACAGCGCCGAUUACCACUACUCCCGUCCUCUGUACAUCAAGCCGAGCAUCAUGUCUCACAAGCGUUGGGUCCACGUAAAGCCUGAAAGGUUUGACCAGGAAUGUGAAGGUGUGGAGAUGAACCCACCAUUCGAGGACCAUGUCUCAGAGUCCAUCAACUUAGCCCAGACUGAUCCUCCAAUCCAGUCUUCAGGCGUUGUAGACAGUUUCGACUUCUGCAAUAAAAAGUCAGUGGAGCCGGAAGGACACGGCAGCAGCAGUAACAACAACAACCGUUACGACGACCAUGUGGAUUUUUACGGGGCUUCUAUGGAAGAGUUUACGGGAGAACGCGAGGAACAUCUCGAGGGACAUGGUACAGAAAACACCUCAGAAGGCUUCGGGGAAGGCUUGGACAUUUCGACAGGUAUUAAAGAAGAAACGUCAUCCUCUGGCUUCACCGCAGUCGUCUACAAACUGUAUCCGUGCCAGUGCGGCAAAAGCUUUACGCACAAGAGCCAGCGAGAUAGACAUAUGAGCAUGCACCUUGGCCUCCGACCUUACGGGUGUGGGGUCUGCGGCAAGAAGUUCAAAAUGAAGCAUCACUUGGUAGGCCACAUGAAGAUACAUACGGGGAUUAAACCCUACGAGUGCAAUAUAUGUGGCAAGCGUUUUAUGUGGCGAGACAGUUUUCACCGGCACGUAACCUCUUGUACCAAGUCCUACCAUGCUUCAAAGGGAGAACCGGCCCAGGCCGAGAGCUAAACCUGCCCGUGUCUUUGUCUACUUGGGUACACCCGGAAAAGCCUCUGACCAUCACCAUCUGGCUGAAAAAACACUAGGAAAAUAUGUUCGAGCAAUAAACAAAUUGCAGUCUGCAAUAGUAAUUUCAGCUUGGUGCCUGCUAUUGGAAAAAGAGCUUAAUAUUCGACUUCACUGGAAUGUUACCAGGGUUUGGUGCUGUCCCGGUCAAGUAUAUCCCCCCCUCACCCCGUUCACUGGUUGUAGCUGUUCGAUAGUCCACGGAUUGAGUAACGUGCAGUGGUCUCCUUUAGUGGUCCUUAUUGACGAGUGAUCUGCAAUCUGACAAUUGUACGUUGGUUCAUACGUAAACAGAUGACUUUUUAUCGUCUCCUAUUUUUCUGGGCAUAAGCUGAAAUAGAUAGCUCUUACUUGAAUAUUAUACAUAUAUAUAAAUAUAUAUAUAUGUGUGUGUGUGUAUAUAUAUAUAUAUAUAUAUAUAUAUAUAUUUGUACGUACGAUGGUCGUUCAAAGGUGUUGUAAAUCUUAAGAAUAGUUGUUUGCAAUUGGAGUAGGUGUUGGAGAUAAGUAGGUAGGUGACCUCUUAUACCUAGUGCUGAGCAUCAGUCACUAUGGAGGGUGGUUUUGCCAUUUAGAUAUAAUCUACAUCAGUGGUCUCCAUACGGUGGACCUCCAGCUGUUGCAAAACUACAACUCCCAGCAUGCCCGGACAGCCAGCGGCUGUCCGGGCAUGCUGGGAGUUGUAGUUUCGCAACAGCUGGAGGUCCACUGUUUGAUGAGUAUUCUUCACAGUUUCCCUUAAAGGGUAUGUUCACUUUAUCAGACGUUUGUUUCAUUACACCAGUGUUUUCCAACCGAGGUGCCUCCAGCUGUUGCAAAACUUCAACUCUCAGCAUGCUCGGACAGUGGUCUCCAUAUGGUAGACCCCCAGCUGUUGCAAAACUACAACUCCCAGCAUGCUCAGACAGUGGUCUCCAUAUGGUGGACGUCCAGCUGUUGCAAAUCUACAACUCCCAGUAUGCCCGGACAGUGGUCUCCAUAUGGUGGACCUCCAGCUGUUGCAAAACUACAACUCCCAGCAUGCCCGUACAGUGGUCUCCAUAUGGUGGACCUCCAGCUGUUGCAAAACUACAACUCCCAGCAUGCCCGUACAGUGGUCUCCAUAUGGUGGACCUCCAGCUGUUGCAAAACUACAACUCCCAGCAUGCCCAUACAGUGGUCUCCAUAUGGUGGACCUCCACCUGUUGCCUAACUACAACUCCCAGCAUGCCGAACAGUGAUCUCCAUAUGGUGGACCUCCAGCUGGAGGUCCACAGUUUGAUGAAUAUUCUUCAAAGCCUCAUCUUCGGUAUUAUUUUCCUGCUUGAGCCCAUUUUCGGCUCGGCACUGAUCUGUUUACAUAACAACAAAAAAGUCUCUUUGGCUAAAAUGGCGGGACACAUAACAAGGGUAGUAAGGUUACUAAGUAAGAAAUGUUAUUUAUGGUGCGUCUGGUGGAGUAGUAAUUGUAGUUAACGUAAGUUGUAAGUUUCCCUUAAAGGGUAUGUUCACUUUAUCAGACAUCUGUUUUUCUAGUGUUUUCCAACCGAGGUGGCUCCAGCUGUUGCAAACCUACUCCCAGCAUGCCCGGACAGUCGAAGGGCAUGUAGUUUUAAAACAGCUGGAGGCACCCUGGUAACACUUUAUCAGACAUUUGCUUCAUUACACCAGUGUUUUCCUACCAAGGUGCCUCCAGCUGUUUUAAAACUACAACUCCCAGCAUGCCCGAACAGCCUUUGGUUGUCUGGGCAUGCUGGGAUUAGUAGUUUUGCAACAGCUGGAGGCACCCUGGUAGCACUUUAUCAGCGAUUUAUUUAAUUACACCAGUGUUCCCUUACCAGGGUGCCUCCAGCUGUUUCAAAACUACAACUCCCAGCAUUCCUGAACUGCCUUCGGUUGUCUGAGCAUGCUGGGAAUAGUAGUUUUGCAACAGCUGGAGGCACCCUGGUAGCACAUCAGUCAUGUGUUUCAUUACACCAGUGUUUCCCUACCUGGGUGCCUCCAACUGUUUCAAAACUACAUGCUGGGAGUUUUAGUUUUGCAACAGCUGGAGGCACCCCGGUUUGGAAAAACUGCAUUACAUCAAUGCAUUGAACAUAUAAUAGAGACAAUUGUAUUAUAAUUCUUUAGCCGCUUUGUGUAUACAGCUCCUAUGCAGAUCUUUGUGUCUCCAUAGUUACAGAAUACAAACAAUCCCAGCAUAGUACGUGUUAGUCCCCUUCACCCGACCUCUCUACCUGUGCAGGAUCAGACUACACAGGGUGUGUUGGGUCUGCAUCUACGGAGACACACAAAUUCGCAUUGGAGCUGUAUAUACAAAACGGAAGAUUGUUAUUACUAGUUAUUACUAGUUAUUAUUACUAUAGUUUUGAUGAACAAAGUUGGUUGCAAAAGUGGACGUACCCUUUAAAAAUGCAACUAUUCUGAUGUAGUGAAUUAUACACAUAGUCUAAAAAUGUCCCCUACAACUCCCAGCAUGCCCGGUCAGCCUUUGGUUUGCGGGAAGUUGUAGUUCUGCAACAGCUGGAGGCACCCUGGUUGGGAAACACUGUAUCAGAGGCUCAUGGUACUAUGCUGUCUCCUCCAUGCUUUAUACUGCAUCACAGGACCACCAGGAAGUGUGUAGACGAGGAGCUAAUAUUCAGUACAAUAAGAAUAGAUCAUUUACUAUAGACAUGGACUGACCCUAUGGACUCCUCCUAUAUGACACAUGUAGAUUAUAAUGCCAGGAGCUAUACCGCCAUAUUGUCUCCUAGUAUUAGGGAUCUAGAUCCAGAACGUAUUGCGUAAUGGGAAUGUCUUUGGUCAAAAAGUCUUAUGUUACAUAGACACCCGCAAGCAGCAUACAGUCAGACAGACAGGGAUCCUAUGAAAGCACUUUGUAUUUAUGGUUUUGCUUGUAUAGUUAUUACUUUACUCUUUGUAUAUUAUGGGGUUAUUCAGGAUUAGAAAAAAGAAGCUGAUUUCUUUAAAAAUAAAACAGCACCGCCCCUGUCUUCAGGUUGUAUGCGGUAUUGCAGCUCAGUCCUACUGAAUUUAAAGGAGUUCUGUAGUGAAAUAUAACGUAUCUUAAUAUAAUUAAUCCUUUGGAUAGGGGAGAAGUUAUUGAUCGCGGGGGUCCGACCAUUGUGAACCCCAUGCGAUCCCUUGCAGCCAUCUGGAAGGGGACGUGCCGACCCCCGCACAGAGCAGCAGCUGACACGCCCCCUCCAUAUAUCCCAUAGCAAUACAUGGAGGGAGCGUGUCGGCCGCAGCUUCCUGGGGGGGGGGGGGGGCAGAACGUCUACUUCCGGCAGAUCACCCGGUCCUUAGGAAAGGGAAUAAGUUAUAUUUCACUGCACUACUCCUUUAAUGGAGCCAAGUUGUAAUACCAUACACAGCCUAAGGACAGGGGUGGUGCUGUUUUUUUUAAGAAAUCCGCUCUUACAUUCUAAGAUAACCCCUUUAAGAAGUAUAUUGUUUACAUACUUGUUACAAUUUGCUAAAUCCUAGCACUUGGAUGACGGGCCAGGGUCCUCGUUGUUGCCUCUGAACCCCUACAUGGCAGCUUGGAGCUGAUCACAAAUAUAGUAAGGGCAGAACUGUGUAAAAUAGAAAAAAAUAGGGCUGUGCAAAUCGUUCAACAUCCACCUCUGCCCAAGCCUGUGACCGGAUGCAAGAAAGUCUCAGCAGUGCCUCCAACUAUUACUAUUUUUUUCCAUUAACAGCCUGUUCUCCAUUAACAGCCUGUAAAGCUGAUAGGUGAUACUGUCACGUGAGCUGUGGCUGCAAUGUUGACCUGCAGCUGUAAUCACCAGUAGGGUCCGGGGAGCAGGGGGUGGACGGUCGUGACUUUCUUUUCUAUUCCCAUGUGAUUCUGACUCUUACUAUAUUUUCCAUAGGGUCCCAAGCUAUCCAUGUAAUGGUUGUUGCGACUAGAUAUCUCUGGUGAUGCUUAUCCUAGGACACUAUUGUGUAUUGCCCAAUGGAGACCCAGCAGGGGCAGAGCAUGUCUUCUGUCAUUAUAUGCUCCGCCCCCUCGGAUCCUGCAGUAGGCAUUAUACAGCACGUCUGUUUUACCUGGAGCGUCCCUUUUAAUUUAGAGCCCUCCUUUCACCACAUUUGAUGAUAGGUAUUGAUCCUCAGUAUUUUACUCCCUAGUCGGGUUCCACAGAAAAAGUUCUAUUUUUGAGCCAGUGACAUUACGACUGCUGUGUUAAAAAGGUCACGGCACCACCGCGCUGGUCUUAUCUGACACCGUGACCCGCCGUAUCAGUGAGAUUGGGUAUUCCUGUCAUUAAAUGAUAUUGCUGUCCCGAGCGUACAGUCGCUUGGUGUGUAAUUCAGUGUCUUGUUAUUUUUCUUCUUAUAGAAGAGACUCGAGCUGUUUGUUUGGCGUGUUAAUAAAUGUUAACUGUCAACCCUG